UAGAGACUGAACGUGCCCUAGAGGUGAUCAUUUGGUUCAACAGCGUUUAUGUUGAACUUAACUUGAAUACACAUAGAUGUCGCAAUUGCGAUCUCAGUUGCAAAACCUCCACAAUCCUCGACCUCAAUACCUCGUGAUAAAUACUAAUCCCUGCCCCUCUCAGCUGAAUUCCUUACCUCACACAAUGGCUUUAGAUACCCACAGGCGAAUGGGACAUCUGCACCAUCAUUGGCGGACACCCUGGAUUUUAGUUGUCUCUUCGUUAAUUAUUUUCUGCAGUAUCAUCGUGCUGUCAAUCUCAGCCUGGCUCACAUCGCGUUUUACUGCCUACCACAACUACUUCAGUCUAGCUGAACGAGACCGCACUCGUUUUCUAUUGUUCACUUCAGCAUGGACGAUCGUAUUCUCCAGUCUCUACAUGAUUUUCUCCUCUUGUCUUCCGGGCAGUGUUUUGGGUAGCGUCCUGUUUUUAACAUGGCUCUUCUGGACCGCCGGCGCCACAAGUAUGACUACAGCUCUCAGUGGAGCGCUGGAUCGCAAGACCCAGGGCAAUUUCGUAUAUCUUGUUCAACUUAACGCGCUAGAAGGCUUUGCUUGGGUCACUGAGGCUCUUGUAACUUUCGUAUUACUAGCUGCGCUCAUCCGUAGCAUUCUCACGGCUCGCCGUCAUGGAAUGCGUAGACCACUAGCUGCUUAAGCGGGCUGUUAUCCUCCACUUCUUUUUCCUCGAUCUACGUCAUGCAUUGUCAUUAUAUUGCAGUUGUGAUGACAAUGCAUGACUAGCAUUGCACACAGCUGAUAUAUAGUGCCCUCCAUUCUCGCGUUGUCCAAUAGCUUCGCCUAGUUACCAGGUAGUGUUGUGUACGAGCAAUAUAAGUUAUGUUUUUGUGGCAA
Molecule: messenger RNA, 894 nt
Organism: Suillus fuscotomentosus
Lineage: Eukaryota; Fungi; Basidiomycota; Agaricomycetes; Boletales; Suillaceae
Exons: 6
Coding region: 77-697 (206 amino acids)
Source: RefSeq, a predicted model, not a curated record